AUGGACAUCACCAUCACGACGAGCACCGCGCUCUGGAUCCUCAUACCCGCUGUGCUCUCGCUCGUCAUCGCAUCGACAAUGGGACUCUUUGGCGGCAACAAGAUGCCCGUCGACGGCAAGACCGUCCUCAUCACGGGCGCAUCCGAAGGCAUGGGGCUCUCCGUCGCGCAGAAGCUCGCCGCCCGCGGCGCCAACCUCAUUCUCGUCUCCCGAAGCGCCGCCAAGCUUGAGGCCGCCCUGCAGAGCGUCAAGGCCGCGGCCAAGAACCCCGAGACGCAACGUUUCCACUACAUCUCCGCCGACGUAUCCGCCCCCUCGUACGCCGGGCCCCUCCUCGCGCAGGCCCGCGAAUGGAACAACGGCCGCUCCCCCGAUGUCGUGUGGUGUGUCGCCGGUUUCUCCAUCCCGGAGCUGUUCGUGGACAUGGACAUGGCCUCGCUGCGCAAGCAGAUGGACGUCAACUUCUACGGCACGGCCGAGAUGUCCCACGCCGUCUUCCGCGAGUGGCUCGCCCCCGACGCGCCCAUCGAGAAAGAGCCCCGACAUCUCGUCAUGACGACGAGCGUCGUCGCCUUCUACAGCAUCCCCGGGUACGCGCCAUACGCGCCCUCCAAGUGGGCCAUCCGCGGCCUCGCCGACACGCUCUCCCAGGAGGCCAUGCUGUACCCGCAAAACGUCAAGGUGCACGCCGUCUUCCCCGGCAGCAUCCUGUCGCCGGGCUAUGACCGCGAGAACAUCAGCAAGCCCGGCAUUACCAAGGUCCUGGAGGAGACAGACCCGAAGCAGACCCCGGAUGAGGUCGCCGAGAUGGCGAUCCGUGGACUCGAGCGGGGAGAUUACUACAUCACGGUCAAUUGGCUCGGCAGCUUGAUGAAAUGGGGUACGCUCGGGGGCGCGUUCCGAAACAAUUGGGUCGUGGACACCCUCGGAGCCUGGCUCGCGCCCAUCGCGUGGAUCUUCGCCCAGAUGGACAUGCAUGGCAAGAUCAGGGGCUACGGCAAGAAGCACGGUCAUCCGAGCACAUACAAGAAGCACACAGCUUAA
Messenger RNA from Purpureocillium lilacinum, 1044 nucleotides. Its product is annotated as 3-dehydrosphinganine reductase. The record is from RefSeq and is a predicted model, not a curated record. Gene Ontology annotation, biological process: sphingolipid biosynthetic process. Gene Ontology annotation, cellular component: endoplasmic reticulum membrane. Lineage: Eukaryota; Fungi; Ascomycota; Sordariomycetes; Hypocreales; Ophiocordycipitaceae. Gene Ontology annotation, molecular function: 3-dehydrosphinganine reductase activity.